UCAGCAAUGGGAAAUAAUUUCGACGCCAAAGAUGAUGUCGCAUUACUGAAGUUGAAGAAACCCGUCAGGUUCAAUAGAAACGUGAGACCUGCCUGUCUACCCUAUCCGGGAGAGGAGUUUGAAGCUGGAACUGUCUGCGCAGUCGCUGGGUGGGGCCAAACCUCUCAAGGUCAGUUUGAAUAA
Rodentolepis nana is the source of this 183-nucleotide messenger RNA. The record is from the annotation of a GenBank genome assembly. NCBI's taxonomy places the organism in Eukaryota, Metazoa, Platyhelminthes, Cestoda, Cyclophyllidea, Hymenolepididae.